AUGAGACAGAAAAGACGCAAGCUCGGCGCCGAUAAAGCUCAAGCAGUCAAUGAAGAAGUGGAAAAGCUACUUAGAGCCGGAUCGAUCACUGAAGUAAAAUACCCCGAAUGGCUAGCAAAUCCAGUCGUCGUCAAAAAGAAGAACGGAAAGUGGAGAGUCUGCGUCGAUUUCACAGACCUGAAUAAAGCAUGCCCAAAGGAUAGCUUCCCUUUACCGCAUAUCGAUCGCCUCGUCGAGGCCACGGCAGGGAAUGAAUUACUAUCCUUCAUGGACGCCUUUUCAGGAUAUAAUCAGAUCUUCAUGCAUCCCGAUGAUCGCGAGAAGACGGCAUUCAUUACCGAUCGUGGCACCUAUUGCUAUAAAGUGAUGCCUUCGGCCUGA
This is a messenger RNA of Microthlaspi erraticum, 381 nucleotides long. NCBI's taxonomy places the organism in Eukaryota, Viridiplantae, Streptophyta, Magnoliopsida, Brassicales, Brassicaceae. The record is from the annotation of a GenBank genome assembly.